Messenger RNA from Aedes albopictus (Asian tiger mosquito), 1307 nucleotides. RefSeq names its product sulfotransferase 1 family member D1. Lineage: Eukaryota; Metazoa; Arthropoda; Insecta; Diptera; Culicidae. Gene Ontology annotation, cellular component: cytoplasm. Gene Ontology annotation, biological process: sulfation. The record is from RefSeq and is a predicted model, not a curated record. The transcript has 4 exons. Bases 289 to 1287 code for a protein of 332 amino acids. Gene Ontology annotation, molecular function: sulfotransferase activity.
AACCAAGAGAAGAAAAAUAAAGAACUGAAAAUAGAAGUUGUAGAUCAAAAUUUCCAAAAAAUGUAGGUCAUUAGACUCAUAGCGCAUCUUAAAGUUUCAUCAGCAUCGAAACGAACAAGUUAUAAUGCAAUGUUAUCUCAGCGUGAUAACGCUGGGUUUAUCUUGGACGCUGCAUAUAUUUGAGAUGUGCAACCGAACUACGUUUGCAUUCAUCGUCACGUAGAGCUCAUGCAGUCUAGUGUCAGUCAUAGAGAGUUUUAGCUCGUUAUAAGAAAUCCGAUCUGGAGUAUGGCAUUCGAAUUUAGUGAGGCGGAAAAUCCCGUUUACAAGGAAACUUAUGCGGGAUUUAAGCAGCAAGACUGUAUCCUGGUCAAACUGAAGGAUUGUGGAAAAGUUCCAAUCACCAUUCCCAACUGGGAUCCGGAACCAUGCUACUUGAACUCCAGAUACCAAGCGUUGGCUCAACAAAUCAAGGAUUUUGAAGUCAGAUCGGAUGACAUUUGGCUGGUAACGUACCCCAAAAGUGGAACCACUUGGUGCCAGGAGAUGAUUUGGCUCAUUUGUCAUAAUCUGGAUUACGAGACGGCCACCUCGCAUAAGCUGGGUGAGCGGUGGUGUUAUUUGGAGUUCGGGAGCAAAACGGACGUACCGGAACCGUUCAAAACGAUCACUUCAGCGCCGUCACCAAGGUUCAUCAAGAGCCAUCUACCGGUUUCGCUGCUACCGGAUCAAAUAUGGACGGUGCGCCCGAAGCUAGUCUACGUUAGAAGAAAUCCCAAAUCGGUAGCGGUAUCCUACUUUCAUCAUACGGUGUCAAUGCAUGGCUACUCCGGAACGAAGGAACAAUUCGUGCGUGCCUUCAUGAAAGAUCAAGUGCUCAAUUCUCCGUAUCAUGAACACGUGAUUGAAUUCCACCACUUGGACUACCCGAACAACUUGCUGCAUCUUUGCUUCGAAGAUAUGAAGAAGGAUUUAAAAAGCACUCUGCACCGGGUCUGUGAAUUUUUCGGCAAAUCCUUCUCCGACGAGCAACUGAACAAGUUGGCCCACCAUUUGUCGUUUGAUUCGCUGAAGGACAACACAGCGGUAAACUUUGCCGGCUUUACGGAAAAGGUGCUACAGCAAUCGCACCGUACGGAAAAACUGGCCGAUCCCAACUACAAGUUUAUGAGACGUGGCGAGUCGGAUGGCUGGAAAAAAGAGUUGGACCAGGAGUUGGCUCACGAGCUCGAUGAGUGGACCAAUCGGAAGGCGGUGAACCCGGAGGAUAGGAAACUUUUUCCGUGAGGUUCGAAUAAGAAAAAAAA